UUAUGAAUAGUAAUGAUGCGAGUGUCCAAUCAUCAUGGACAUGACGUAGUUAAUAUUCAUGAGCUCCGCCUCCGCGCACCCAAACAGAGAAGCGUGUCUCUCGAGCUCGCUGCUAUACUGUUGUCACUCUCUGUUCGGCUGCAGAAGAAAGAAACUCAUACAGGUUUGGAACAACUCAAGGAAAGACGUUGCACUCCUCCAAUAAGGAUGGAUUUUAUCUAUAUCUCAAGCAUCAUUCUAACCCUGACCGUCCCAGUGCACUGUGGGAAAGUCCUGGUGUUUCCUCAUGAAGGCAGUCACUGGGUUAACAUGAAUGUUCUGAUCCAGGAGCUUCACUCCAGAGGCCAUCAGAUCAGCGUGAUCCGGGCCCUCGACAGCUGGUACAUCUCAGAGACGUCGCCGCACUACGUCUCGAUGACCGUCCCGUUCUCACUGGGAGGAGACGACGAGUUCUACCGCGGUUUUGUUUCUAAACAACUGCAGAUCAAACGCCAGCGGCAACCGGCGUGGACCAGAUUCAGACUGGACAUGGACCUCAAGGACAGAUUUUCCGAAAUGCACAGGAAGAUUUGCGAAAUGGUGAUUCAUAUAAUUGAGAAGGAACCUGCGCUGUUAGAACAGAUCAAACAGGCCAACUUUGACUUGAUGUUGACCGAUCCCGCGAACGGAGGAGGUGUUGUUCUCGCACGCUAUCUGAAUCUACCUCUCGUCUUUAACGUCCGAUGGACUGUUCACGGAGAAGCUCAUUUCACAAUAGCCCCGUCUCCGCUGUCCUACGUUCCCUUCCCGCCUUCCCAGCUGACUGAUCAUAUGACUUUUCUUCAGAGAACGUAUAACAUGCUGUUUUACACAUUUCGGCGUUUCCUUUACCAGCGCACCGUUGGUCCUCAUUACAGCGCUUUGUGCAGCCGAUAUUUCGGCCCUGAUUUGGACUAUUUUGAAUUAUUCCAAGCUGCUGAUAUUUGGCUCAUGAGGGUGGAUUUUGUCUUUGAAUUUCCUCGCCCAACCAUGCCAAAUGUCGUUUACAUUGGCGGUUUCCAAUGCAAACCCUCAAAAGAGCUUCCGAGGGAUCUUGAGGACUUCGUGCAAAGCUCUGGAGAGCACGGCGUCAUUAUAAUGUCUUUAGGAACGUUAGUUGGGCAGCUUCCUCUUGACAUAGCCGAUGAAAUAGCCGCUGCGUUCGCUCAGCUUCCCCAAAAAGUGAUUUGGAGAUACACCGGAGAGCGACCGUCGACUGUGGGCAACAACACGUUACUGGUUAACUGGUUACCGCAGAAUGAUCUCCUAGGACAUGCAAAAACCAAGGUUUUUGUGUCUCAUGGAGGAACUAAUGGUAUUUUUGAAGCCAUUUACCAUGGUGUUCCAAUAGUCGGGCUGCCGCUUGUUUUCGAUCAGGAUGAUAACAUUUCCAAAAUGAGACACAGAGGUGUAGCGAAGGUUGUGGACAUCGCCACCAUAGAUAGAAGUAUAUUCAAAGACGCCUUACAGGAAGUGCUUAAUGAGCCGUCCUACAGAACGAACAUGCAGAAGCUGUCCAGACUCCACAGGGACACGCCAUUAAAAGCAUUAGACAGCGCCAUCUUCUGGAUCGAGUUCGUCAUGAGACACAGAGGCGCUGCUCACCUGCGCACCGACUCGUAUAAGAUGCCCUGGUACUCGUAUUAUAGUGUUGAUGUCGCAGCACUCUUAGUGUCGAUUGUGUCGUUUAUAGUUUUUAUUAUAUUUAAAGUGAUUAAAUGUUUAUGUUGCAGGUUAUGUGCAAAAAGAACACGAGCAAAACAAGAUUAAGUUUGAGGGUGUCUUGAAAGGUUGUGGAAAUAAUAAAUAUAUAUAUAUAUAUAUAUAUAUAUAUAUAUAUAUAUAUAUAUAUAUAUAUAUAUAUAUAUAUAUAUAUAAUAUAUAC
Megalobrama amblycephala (Wuchang bream) is the source of this 1903-nucleotide messenger RNA. RefSeq names its product UDP glucuronosyltransferase 5 family, polypeptide F1 (gene ugt5f1). The record is from RefSeq and is a predicted model, not a curated record. The coding region runs from base 13 to 1788 and encodes 591 amino acids. NCBI's taxonomy places the organism in Eukaryota, Metazoa, Chordata, Actinopteri, Cypriniformes, Xenocyprididae. Gene Ontology annotation, molecular function: UDP-glycosyltransferase activity. The transcript is spliced from 3 exons.